Molecule: messenger RNA, 634 nt
Organism: Zingiber officinale
Lineage: Eukaryota; Viridiplantae; Streptophyta; Magnoliopsida; Zingiberales; Zingiberaceae
Product: photosystem II 10 kDa polypeptide, chloroplastic-like
Exons: 5
Coding region: 56-481 (141 amino acids)
Biological process (GO): photosynthesis
Cellular component (GO): photosystem II oxygen evolving complex; photosystem II; thylakoid membrane
Source: RefSeq, a predicted model, not a curated record
GGAAACAGGAGGCGGAAGAGGAACAGAGAGAAGCGUAAAGAGAGGCUCGAGAUUAAUGGCAGCCUCCAUCAUGUCUUCCUUGGCCUUGAAGCCUGCUCCAGCAUCCCUCGAGAGGCUUCAAGUCAAGGGUAUCCCUUCUCUUGUAGGGAGGCCAUCUUCCUCAUCUCCCUUCAAGGUCCAAGCGAGCGGCAAGAAGCUCAAGACUGACAAACCCUACGGGAUUAAUGGAGGAAUGAAUCUGUCUAAUGGACUUGAUGCAUCUGGGAGAAAGCAAAAGGGAAAGGGUGUUUACCAGUUCGUGGACAAGUACGGUGCAAACGUCGACGGCUACAGCCCGAUCUUCAACACAGAUGACUGGUCUCCCAGUGGCGACGUCUACGUCGGAGGACAAACGGGGCUGUUGAUCUGGGCGGUGACUCUCGCCGGAAUUCUUGCCGGCGGGGCUCUGCUCGUCUACAACACCAGCGCUCUCUCCCAGUGAAUACAUAUUUUCACUUCCCAGUCGACCACUGUAUCGUCUAUUGCUGUGGCAGAUUAAAGGAUCUCUCUCGUGUCUCCUUUGCUCAAUAUAUUUUUAAAAGUUAAAGAAAAUUUUAAAUUGAAAAGGUUGAGUACUAGUUGAUAUUCAUUGAAA